UAUAAGUUUGAAUUCUGAUUGUUCAUGUUAUGUGUAAACUGGCUAGAAUGUCAAUGAUCACCAAGUAACUCUGUUGAACAUGUUUACGCAAGCAUAUUUCUAUUAUAUACUUUUCCUGUCAUGUGUACGUGUUGUAGAAGGAGAAUGUGAUCGCGAUACUGGACCGAGUGGGGUUACUGAAUGCUUCCAGUCUACUACCUAUUAUAAUGCAUAUCAAUGGGGCACAUGUCUUACUGAUGUAUAUAUAAAAGAAAAGACGAAGGGUAAAUAUCAGUGCAGUGACAGAAGCAGAACAUAUUGUUACUACCAAUGCAUGAUAGAACUUCAUGACGUGGAGUCGGGAUCAGUUUAUGAUGAUUGCAAAUGUGAAAAUGGCCAGGAAUAUACAGAGUCCAAUUUGACUUUACCCUCGAGGUGUUACAGUCCUUCAGGAGCAGACUGUUCCUGGUAUCGGGAUUGUUUAGAGAGAAAGUUUAAAUGCAACGGAACAGAAGACGACUAUGCAAUUGCGUUUGCUACAAAAUUUUGUAAUUUGUAUUCACAAAAUUAUCAAGAUUUUUCACAGGACGGACAACAGUGGAUAGAUGCCGUCAGAAAAUGUCUGCAAGUUUCUUUAGUACAAACUCUCCGUCCUUAUCUAUCUUACACAUGCAAGGAUGUGAAGCGAAUAGCGUUUGAUUCUCACACGCCAUGUUAUGUUAAACCAAUUCCAGAGUCUCCUUCAAUUUCCGUUUGCAAUCUAGGUGCAUCAGAUUACUUCUCUGUAUUUUGGACAAUCCAAUCCAGCUUAAGAGUGUCGACCGAUUCGUCACUUCGUACAAUCAGAAGCAUGUUCGAAACUUUAAAACAAUGCACUAUGUCUUUCCUUCCCAGUUUUAGUUUUGAUGGACCCCUUCGCUUAGUUAAACUGAAGUUGAAAUAUUUAUUUAUUUCUGGUAGGCGCCGACGAUCAAAUUCGGAUACUAAAAUGAAAAUUUUAAAUGAUUUCGUAGAUUCCAUGGCGUACAAACUUCACUGGCAGGAAAACGGGGUUCUUUGGUUUUCUGACCCUGAAAUUAGCUUAAACAUUUCUGCUUCCAGCAAAACGUUUAUCAAUAUCUUUCUAACUGACCGAAAUGUUUAUGAUCUAGACGUAAAAAACACAACUGUACCAACCAAUAUUAACACUACUAUAAACGACUUAAAGAAAAUGACACAAACGGGCGAUCUCAAUGGCAACAUAGGCGGUUUUUCUAUCAAGAUUCUAUCAUCACAAGGAUGCUUAGAUGCAAGCUGUGACACAUUGUUAUUCAAUGUAACUGCAAAUGAUAACGGAGUUAAAGGAGAUGGAUCCAUGUGUUUAACCAAUUUGAUGAUCAUGGUUGUUGGUAUUGGGAUCUUCUUUUCAUUACGAGGAAGUUAAUCACAGUGGUCUCUACCGUGAAUAAUAACAGCAUACAAAAAACCCACGAAUUUGCAAAAAGCGCACAUAUAUUUUUGGGAACAAUUACUCUCAAGAUAUUGAUUUAAUAUAUGGAAAAGUGAUAUAAAAUGUUUAUAAUACUUUAUAAAUUUCG
This is a messenger RNA of Mytilus trossulus (common blue mussel), 1556 nucleotides long. RefSeq lists its product as uncharacterized. The record is from RefSeq and is a predicted model, not a curated record. The transcript has 2 exons. NCBI's taxonomy places the organism in Eukaryota, Metazoa, Mollusca, Bivalvia, Mytilida, Mytilidae. Bases 80 to 1402 code for a protein of 440 amino acids.